Rosa rugosa (rugosa rose) is the source of this 1332-nucleotide messenger RNA. RefSeq names its product structural maintenance of chromosomes protein 4-like. The record is from RefSeq and is a predicted model, not a curated record. Lineage: Eukaryota; Viridiplantae; Streptophyta; Magnoliopsida; Rosales; Rosaceae. The transcript is spliced from 5 exons. Bases 183 to 644 code for a protein of 153 amino acids. Gene Ontology annotation, biological process: mitotic chromosome condensation.
CCCAUUGUGAUCUCUGAACACACCACCUAAACCCGCUCGACACGAAAGUUGAUCAAAGGCUGCAUCCACACUCAAUUUUACAAACCCAACUGGACGUUUCUGCCACUUCGGAGUCGCCCUAGCAGCCAAGGCUGGCUUAAUAGCUUUUCUGUGGUUGUUGGACCUAAUACGUUAUAGAUGCAAUGCUCUUUGUAUUCGGAAAACGAGCUAAGCAGAUGCGACUUAACAGAGUUUCGGAGCUCAUUCAUAACUCCCCUAAUUGCCAGAAUAUAGAUAGUGCUGGAGUUUCUGUUCAUUUCCAGGAGAUCAUGGAUUUGGAUGAUGGGACGUUUGAAGCUGUUCCAGGAAGUGAAUUUGUAAUCACUAGGGUAGCGUAUCGGGAUAACUCUUCCAAGUAUUACAUCAAUGAUCGUUCAAGCAAUUUCACUGAAGUUACCAAGAAUCUGAAAGGGAAAGGAGUUGACCUGGACAACAAUCGCUUCUUGAUUCUUCAGGGUGAAGUUGAGCAGAUCUCACUCAUGAAGCCAAAAGCUCAAGGAUCUCAGGAUGAAGGCUUCCUCGAGUACCUUGAGGACAUUAUUGGGACCAGCAAAUAUGUCCAAAAAAUUGAUGAAUCUUAUCAAGAGUAUGCUCUAGUUCAUUGAAAAGCUUACAUGUUAAUCCUGCUCAUCUGCACCAUACUCUACUUUCAAUCAUGCUUCUCUGCUGCCUAGUCUAGGAAAUGAAACAGUAAAGGAAAAAUCUCACAUGUAUGACUGUUUUACAGAAAAGAUGAAUGAUUAUUGCUGUAACGCCCCAAACUGCACCCCAUCAGUUUAGGCAUGUCACAGCGCCGCGUGUCCUUAAGACAUAAACUGAAGGUUUCGUUUACAUCCUAAAAACCCGCAAGGCAUUUUAGUUAAAACAAACCAUAAUUUAUGAAAUUCGAAACUCAGAGUUAAAAUCGAAAGCGUGAAAUAAUUUGAGGUGUAAAACAUUCUAAAAACUAAGUUAUCUUUCUUUGAAGUCGAACUAAAGAUCACAAGGCAAGAAUAGUGUCAAAGUACAACUCAAAAAUGACAUUUUCACGAUUAACCAAAACAUGGCUCAUUGACGGUGUGGGUAAGUGGUCGAAGAAUAAGGCAAUUGCAGACAAACAGUUCCGAGCAAGAUUUCCAAUAAUACAAGAAAUGUGCCAAACACUAGGAUAUGAACUUGAAACCUUACGUGUGAUUUCAAAGUUUCAAAGACACUUAACAUUGAACAAUUAUGCACACCCAGCUUGAUUCAGCUCUCUCCAUUCUUGUGCACAGUACCUGCAUCCAAAGCUGUUGUAGGGGUGAGCUUUCGUCA